AUAGUUCCUGCACCGCUGGAGAUAUCACACAUACAGUAAGCACACAGGCAGUACAGUGUGUGGAGCAGAUCAGAGUGCUGCUGGGAAGAGCGACUCCAAUCACUACCGCUGUUCCUGGCUGAAUUUCCCUGGCUGACGUCAGCUGACUGCCUCGGCUCUCCGCUCCUCCGGACACAGCGCCGUGUAAAAAUGCUGCUCUCUGUGCCGCCAAGGACAGGAUUCAACCCGUACAACGGCUACACCGGCAAAAACAUCAAGAAGCAGACGUAUGUGUCCCCUUCCAACCAUCAGAUGGCUCCCCCAAGCCCCAACAACAACAACAACAGCAACACCACCACCUCCACCUCCAUCAGCAAUGGCAGCAGCAGCAGCAGCAGUGCGGGAGAGCAGCUGAGCAAAACAAACCUGUACAUCCGCGGCCUCCACCCAGGGACCACAGACCAGGAUCUUGUCAAGCUCUGUCAGCCAUAUGGGAAAAUUGUGUCUACCAAGGCCAUCCUGGAUAAGACCACCAACAAGUGCAAAGGCUAUGGCUUUGUUGACUUUGACAGUCCGGCCUCAGCUCAGAAGGCGGUGACAGCGCUGAAGGCGGGUGGAGUGCAGGCUCAGAUGGCCAAGCAACAGGAGCAGGACCCCACCAACUUAUACAUCUCCAAUCUGCCGAUGUCCAUGGACGAGCAGGAGCUGGAGAACAUGCUGAAGCCCUUCAGCCAGGCCAUCUCCACUCGCAUCCUCCGUGACAGCAACGGAACCAGCCGAGGAGUGGGCUUUGCCAGGAUGGAGUCAACAGAGAAAUGUGAAGCCAUCAUCCAACAUUUCAAUGGAAAAUAUAUCAAGACUCCACCUGGAGUUCCAGUGCCGCCAGAGCCCCUGUUGUGUAAAUUUGCUGAUGGCGGCCAGAAGAAGCGUCAAAGCCAAGGCAAAUAUCUGCAGAACGGCCGGCCCUGGACGAGAGAUGGCGAGACUGGAGGAAUGACUCUUACCUAUGACCCGACCACAGCCUUACAGAACGGGUUCUACUCCUCUCCCUACAGCAUCGCCCCAAACCGGAUGAUGGGGCCGACCUCCCUCUCUCCGUACAUGCAUUCACCUGUGUCCACCUACCAGGUACACAACCCAUCCUGGCUACACCAUCAGUCAUACAUCAUGCCGCCCACAGGAGCAGUCCUGACACCAGGAAUGGACCACACCAUGUCCAUCCAGCCGACCUCCAUGAUGGGGCCCCUGACGCAGCAGCUCAGCCACCUCUCUAUGGGCAGCAGUGGCACAUAUAUGCCUGCAAACACAUCUAUGCAGGGGACCUACAUCCCCCAGUACACCCAAGUGCCUGCCACCAACAUCUCAGUUGAGCUGCCUCCCUCUCAGGAAAGUGCCGUCCAACCACCUGUUGCCAUUGAGACGCCCACAGAACACACAACCUACACCUACCAGCAUAACAAGUGAAGAGGCGGCACAGAUCCUCCUCUGGAGCCGCAGUGACUCUCAAGGGGCCCCAAGUGCUGAAACUCAGCACAGUGACUCUGCACGUAAGGCACCAGACACUCGGGAGGAACAUGGACUGUUACACAGAAAGGACAAAAACAAAUCAAAAAAACAAACAAAAAAAGAUAUUUUCUACAAACUCAUAUUUUAAAACAAACUCUUUUACUCCAAACAAGCACGGCUGGAGGAUGGCAGGCAAUGUGAGACGGAGGAGGAGAACAAGGAGCAUCUAUUUUGAUAACAGUCACACACAAACACACACUACAAAUGUUUGAAAAGGGUUUUUUUCAUAUUCUUUUCUACUACAACUCCGGGGAGCUAGAAUGAAACCAGGAAAAGAACAUUUCAACACCAUGUUUUAUUUUGAGUCAUGUUUUGUUUUGACCUUUUUUUUGUAAGAUAUGCUGAUCUUACUUUUUUCGUCUGAUACUUUCAGGCUUUGAACCUGCCUUUUUGUACAUAAUUCUUUGUUUUGGUGUGUUUCUAGCUUCAUGUGUCCUAGUUUGAUUGAUUGGUGCAAAUAUUUGAAUACAGAAGACUCGAAAGGCUAAAAAAAGAAACAAAAGUCAUCCAAAAAGCUGAUAACUCAUAUUUUAGACAGAUAUGAUGCUGACUUGCAUUAGCGUCUCUUGAAGUGGCAGCAAGGUUAUCAGGUAAAAAACCUUUUCAACAGAAGCCCUGAGAGGCAAGUGAGAAAAACAAUUACAGUGAUCUAUAUUCUAAGUCUGAUCUAAAUUGUUUUCCCUCUGGUUUGUUUUUGAGUUCCCUUUAUCAUCUGGGAAAGAGGUGGAAAAGUUUUGCCAGGUGAAAAAAAAAUAAUUCUGCAGGAUUAUUUCUCUAGAUUAUCUGUUAAAACUGGAUUACAAGACAUUAGCCUGCAAAUUGUCAACCCUAACCCUAACACUAAAAAUUCUAAUACCUCACUGAAGAAUUACUCCACUAUGAGUAAAAGUCCUGAAUUCAAAAUUCACUUCAGUAAAAGUACAAAAGUAUCAGUAUCAAAAUGUACUUAAAGUAUCAAAAGUGAAAGUACUCAUUAUGCAGAAUGACCCCACUCAGACUGUUAUAUAUAUUCCAAAUAUAUGAUUGGAUUAUUAUUAUUGAUGCAUUUAUUCAAGCAGUGUUUAAAACUUCUCAAGGCAUGUCUUAUUUAAACUACUCAAUAUACAGUUAUGAGGUUUAAUUAAAAAAAAAUGUCUCAUCACUUUAAAUGUAUCAUGUUGUUCAUGUUUAAUCUCAAAAUGAAAAGUAACUAAAGCUGUCAGUUUAAUGUAGUGGAGUAAAACGUACAAUAUUUACCUCAAAAUGUAGUGAAGUAGAAGUCUAAAGUUACAUAAAAUGGAAAUACUCAAGUAAAGUACAAGUACCUCAAAAUUAUACUUAAGUACAGUACUUGAGUAAAUGUACUUAGUUACUCACCACCACUGCUCAGCAUAUGAUGGUGUUAGGCAUCACAGCAGUCCAUACACAGAUCUAUGCGUAACAAACACAUAAGAAAAGAGAUAAUAUACAGGAUCUGCCAUGAUGUUUUUAAGCACUGAAUCACUUGAGAUCACAGACGUUUUCCUUAUCCGAACUGAAUGUCAUAAACACAGGAGAGAAAACUAUUAGAUCAGAUAUAGCGUGGAUCACCAGAAAUGUUUUGUUUGUUUUUCUCACUUGCUCUCAGGGCUUCUGUACUUACCCGAGGCAGCAUCACUUCCUUUUGGCACUUGACUCUCAAAUAAUGUAUAGUUUCCAACAAUCUCAUAAAAGCUUCAGACAAUCAGAAGAUUACAAAGAAGAGAAAAUUAAGAGACGAUUUCACAGAGAUGAGCUAAAUAGAUUUAAACCAUUCCAGAGAUGAAUAUUAUCAGAUAAACUAUUAGUUCACGUUGAGCUGCUCCACUUGAUGAAAUCCAAAGUUUCUCAACAGGGAUCACAUCUCUCACAGAGCUGCCUGUAAAUAAGAGAUUUAAAUGUAUUUAGGUUUUCUUUUGAUUUCCUUUUAUCGGUGUAGUAAUGCUUCAGUUAUUUUAAUAACAAUAUUAUACCAAAUUGUCCGAACAUGGCAGUUCACGUAUUGCUGUGUUGUUGUUGUUUUUUGUCCCUUUUAUAAAAGGGAAAUAUCUGCAUCCCAAAAAUACAUUUUCUGAAGCAAGAAUUAGAUGUUGUUAUUAGAGUAUGAAGUUGUUAUGACAAAGACAUGGAGAUCAACUGAUAAAGUGCAGCUCUGUCCUGUUAUAUCUUCAGAAAACACUAUCAAGGUUUAUUAUGGAUUAUUAUGGCCAGUACAGAGAUGCUUUAAUACUGGCCAUUGUUGUGUGUUUGCAUCUAUUUCUGCAUUUCUGUUUUUCACCCUCAUGUGUUUUUUUCUUAUUUAAAGGUUUUCUUAAUUUUUUUAUUCAGUUUUUAAACUUUUAAGAUCCUAUUUUUCAAAGAAGUUUUGUUUUUAUUUUUGAUAGUGUAUUGUGUGCUUCAAAUAGUGAUAAAUAGAGGUUUUUUUGUUUUUUUAAAUAUGGAUUUGUUUGUAUGUUGCAUACUUCUCUUGUUCUAGUUACAGUGUUGAUGUCAAAGAGGCUUUAAUGUUUAUUUUGUAACAGACACUUCAGCUCAGUCUGUGUCACAAAGUCCUGAUCAUGGGUGAAUUAUGUCUGCUCGGUUCAGAUGCAUUGUUACAGAGUUGCGCCCCAAGCAGUUGGGAACAGAGUAAAAGAAAUAUAUGUUCAAAAACUUGACUUACCUCAUCCUGCCAGAGAAAUGUAGAUUCAGUUUGUGUGCAAGGUUCACAGGCAAUAACCAACAGGUCUCAUGGCUGUUCACAGCUGGUACUGUGUCCACAUCCUUUAACUCUUCCGUCCAAUGUUUGGAAAACACGCCCAAGGUCUGACGAUCUAUGCAAUUAAUUUAUUAUCCUUAUAAAUGCAAUACUACAGAUAUCCAACAGACACCUCACAUUAUGACAAUGGAUCACCUCACAAUAUGACUUCACAUCCUGGUUCACAAAGCUUUUCAUUCAUAUAUAAGUUUCUUUUCUGACUGACACACUCAUUAUCGGUGCAUUAAUUGUUAGUGAAACUGCUGCAUAAAAAGGGAACUAUUUCAUACCAAAAUGUAGUUGUUAAUAUGACUGUAAAAAAUGUAGGAAGUCUAAAUAAAAUAUAUAGCAGGUGUGCUUUCUGUGAAUGAAAGUGGGUGCUGCCCCCUUGUCUACCCUACUUUUAUUUCACGGUUCCAUCCAGCUUCUGGUUAUAUUUGAUGUGUCCUGUUUGCUUUCUUGUUUAGUAAUUGAUGCAGUUGUCCUUCUUUUAAACCAUGAGACAGUUCAUUUCCAAGAGAGAAUUAAACUUCACAGAAAUGCCUUAGAUUUCACUUGAAAGGAUGGUGAAGUGCUACUCAGAUUUGAUGGGCUUGUUGUUUUUUCAUGCACUGCUAAUGUCGAAAAGAUUUUUGUUGUAUCAAACUACUCUGAACAUAGAUCUAUGAAGCAAAGAAAUAUUUACAUCUUUAAAUUACUAUUUUGUGUUCCAUUGUCAUUCCAUGAUUUCUAUCCAAAAUGUUGAAGAAAAACUGAACGGUGGCUUAUUGAGUCUAAAGAAAUAUUGCUGCUAACGUUGGAUUGAGUAUUUAGAAAUCUUUUAGUUGUCAUCGAGUGUAUCGAGUCACAUUUGGGGUCAGUUUGUAACUCAUGUUCAGAGAUGUCUGUGCAGUUUGUUUUGUGCAUCAAACCUCUCCUCAGUAAAUGUUUGUCCGUCUGUGCCAUGAUGCAGGUCUUUGUCUUCUUCAUAGAAAAAAAAAUCCUACAGCUAUUAAACUUUUAACUUGGUUUGAUUUGGAACUUGUCAUUUUUUUAAUAAAAAGUUUUUCACUGUG
Messenger RNA from Centropristis striata (black sea bass), 5334 nucleotides. RefSeq names its product RNA-binding motif, single-stranded-interacting protein 2-like. The transcript is spliced from 14 exons. Gene Ontology annotation, cellular component: cytosol; nucleus; ribonucleoprotein complex. Lineage: Eukaryota; Metazoa; Chordata; Actinopteri; Perciformes; Serranidae. Gene Ontology annotation, molecular function: poly(U) RNA binding; mRNA 3'-UTR binding; poly(A) binding. Bases 190 to 1443 code for a protein of 417 amino acids. The record is from RefSeq and is a predicted model, not a curated record.